CUGUAGAACACUACAACGACGUUACGUGUACAGCAUCCUUCCCUAAGUAAGUUGUGGUUGCACUGGAAACAAUAAAGAUUUGUUGGAAAGCGAAGUUCGGAACCCCUUCCAGCGCCAAGGAGAGCUUACUGGAGAGCAAUCGUUGGUGGUUGUUUCUCCUAUUCCUAAUGACCCUCUAGAAGGUCUAUCGUGCACCCAGAGCGCAGUCGAGCUGCCAACACUGAAGCAGAUAUUUUUUUCUGUUAUGUGUUAUCCCACCUGGUGGUUUGUAGUAGCGGGUGUACCAGGUGUACAGGGUUUCUGCGAGUCCUGUUUUCAUUGUGAAUGCUAGCAUGGCGCUGCGAGGAUUAGCAUUGCUCGUUCUGGCAGCGCUGCUCGCCAGUAGCGAGCCAAUUGGACCUAAAAUCCAGGGUCUCGUGACCAUCCCGACCCUGCAGAAGACCGAGCAGUGGCCCAAGAUGCGACCGAGUGUGUUCGUGGCUCUGCUGUGCCGGAAUAAGGCACACCUGCUGCGGAACUCGCUCGGCUAUCUGGAGGAGAUGGACUAUCCUAAGGAUCGCAUCACCAUGUGGAUACACACCGACCACAAUCAGGAUAACACUGCCGAGCUGCUGACCGAAUGGAAGAGAAACGCCCGCUACCUGUUCCACGACAUCAAACUGACCGUUGGCGAAUCGGACGCCUAUACGGCGGUCAACGUGAACGGGACGGCAGACAUGGACUGGAGCGACGAGCGUUACGUUCACGUUCUGAAGCUGCGGCAGGCUGCGCUGGAGGCUGCACGACAGGCCUGGGCUGACUACAUACUGUAUGUGGAUUGUGACAACUUUCUGGUCAACAAUCAAACGCUGAAUAUGCUCAUUGAGCAGAGACGACCUGUUGUAGCACCUAUGCUGAUAAGCAAGCCGAAAUCGGCGUACUCGAACUUCUGGUGUGGCAUGGAUGACAACGGGUACUACCGUCGCACCCCGGAGUACAUACCCACGCUGCUCAGAGAGCGCGUCGGCUGCUUUGAGGUGGUGAUGGUGCACUCGACAUACCUGAUCAAUCUACGACUGCAGGCAUCCCAGCAUCUGGCAUUCUGGCCUCCGCCAUCCGACUAUAAGAAGUCAAUUGACGACAUUCUGGUGUUUGCGCACACCGUAGUGAGUGCCGGCCUGAAGAUGUACAUCCUGAAUACGGAGUACUUUGGGCAGAUGACACCAACUGCUGAUACGUUUGAAAGCCUAGCCGCCGAGGCUCACCAUUAUGAAGGAUUCAAGCAGCAGUUUCUGGUUGAUCACAAGGAUAUUCCAUACAGUCCAUUCAUUGAGCACACCUGGCAACCAGAGGACAACUUGGGAUUUGAUGAGAUUUACCUAAUCAACCUGGCGCGGCGUGAAGACCGCCGUGAGCGCAUGCUACGUUGCUUCCAGGAGCUACGGCUGCCCUUCAAGUGGAUAGCGGCAGUGGAUGGCAAAAACCUGACACAGGAGUAUAAAGAUUCUCUCGGAAUCAAGAUGAUGGAGAACUGGGAAGAUCCCUUCGGUAAACGGCCGAUCACAGACGGUGAGAUUGGCUGCUUCCUCAGCCAUUACAAGGUGUGGAAAGACGUCGUCGACCGUAACCUUGGCGCCGUCAUGGUGAUCGAGGACGAUGCAAAGUUCGAGCCUGGCUUCAACCAGCGUCUGAUUGCCACACUGGAUGAGAUUGAGCAGCUGAAUCUUGCAUGGGAUUUGAUAUAUCUGGGUCGCAAGCGGCUUGAAGGCGUGGAAAACUGGGUACCGGGCAGUAAAUACCUGGUGACGCCUAACUACUCGUACUGGACUGUGGCUUACCUGCUCUCGGCCCGCGGUGCACGCAAGCUGCUCAAGCAAGAGCCGCUCACAAACAUUCUCCCGGUGGACGAGUACCUGCCCAUCAUGUUUGACAAUCAUCCACGAGACAACUGGAAGCUGAAGUAUUCAAUUCGAGACCUGGUCGCCUUCUCCGUUCACCCACUGCUGAUCUACCCGACCCAUUACGUGGGCGACGAGGGUUACUUCAGCGACACGGAGCCGGCCAGUAUCUGGCUAGAGCGGCACAAGAUUCGCGCGGCGCAGCGAAAGGAGAAGGAACGAACUGAGCUCUGAUCAGUCUCCAAUGCAGGUGUCUUGAGUAUGUAUGGCUACACUGCAGAUGUGCUUGCUGGUCAAGUUCUGUGCUCUGCUGUUAUUAUUCCGGAAAACAAACAAAAGCUCUGUCUCCCAUCAUGAUUAUCCUUUUCAUGUCACGUGGUGUUAGCACAUAUGGCACAUGUCAAGUGUACCUCUGAUUACAUCAUCAUUAUGUGCAGCCCUAUAGUGAUGGUGUCAUUUCAAGAUGCAGCCAUGUUUGACUCCAGUGACGUCAUAAAGCAUCAAGCAAAGCCCUGUGUUGUCAAGAUUAAGAAGAUGAUGCUAGCGGUGUGCGUCAACGGAGUGAUGCAGUUAACUGGCAAAGCGUUGUGAGGCUGUGGUCUUGCACUUGUUACAGCUUGAGAUAUGCCACCGUAUACCCGUUUUUUUUGCGAGCUCUCAGAACCGUCAUUGUUCACAUGAGUUUGCCGCUGCUGCUGCUGCUGCUGCUGAGUGUCAAAUCCUGAAUAUGCAAUACCCCACCCUACAGCUAAAUAAAAAAGUAUUGACUUCGCUGAGAACUCAUGCCAUAUUGCAGUACAUGACUGGCAUAGCUGAAAUUCUGUGUCCAGCUGCUAAAACAGUUUGCUGUUUUUCGAUAGAGAUUAUUUUGUGCUGAUUUUACGCCCCAAACGCUUGCCCUAUUUUCAAAUGCGAAGAUUAGUUAUCUAUCUUGUAAAGAUCUAAAAAGGCAA
Messenger RNA from Sycon ciliatum, 2830 nucleotides. RefSeq names its product procollagen galactosyltransferase 1-like. The transcript is spliced from 12 exons. NCBI's taxonomy places the organism in Eukaryota, Metazoa, Porifera, Calcarea, Leucosolenida, Sycettidae. The coding region runs from base 333 to 2111 and encodes 592 amino acids. Gene Ontology annotation, molecular function: procollagen galactosyltransferase activity. The record is from RefSeq and is a predicted model, not a curated record.